CGGGGAUCGAGAUUUGUUUGCAAACUUUAACAAUCAAAAUAUGCCCGACGAACCAAAGCCUGGCAGGUCUUCUCACACACUGACUUGUUUAUUCCCUGUUCGCAAGGUUCCAUGCAACCAGUCUUUUUGACAAAAUCGCGGACAAAUCCGCUCUUUCACGAUACUAUUAAAGGCCCAGGUGGUUCACCCGAUAUUCCUUCACAUAUCUCCAGCGCAGACCUCUUCAGAGCUUCUCCUAUAAUUCACUCUUCACUCACUUCACCUACGACAUGAACCCUGUCCCUCUCAUUAAUCAUCCAUGCACAUUGUGCUGUAGGCCUACUUCCAUGUGGUGUAGCCGCUGUCAGAGCGCGUGGUAUUGCUCUCCAGAACACCUUCAAAAUGAUUGGCCUCGACAUCGUAAGGAGUGUAUACCGGCGGCGCACACUAGUCAAAAUUAUAAUAUUAUUGCCACCCCGCCGCCUGCUGAGCAGCAGUUGAUUAUGGUAUCUGCGAUACUUUUCGCUCCUGAAGAGGAACGACCAAGAAUCAUCACGGUGAAAUGCAGACCAUCUCAAAUCCCAUCUCACGGGAUGUGCCCAAUGCCACUCGUCAAUGGACACUUCGCUGACGGUCAAACUGAGAGCAUUGUUCUAACGCAAGGUCUUAAUGGUGAACCAUUAAGGUUCCCGCUCCAUCUGUGGUACUCUCCAACAGCGCUAUCUCGAUGCGCACCUGUCAAUCGCGCAAUUUAUCACAUAACUUCUGGCGCUGCUGCAAAGCCUUGGUGCGGCACAGUUGUCGUCCUCAAAUUCAAUGGAUCCAGGAGGCAAGGCUACUCAGAUGCGGGUUCAAAUGAUUUGCCUGCACUAUCGGCAUAUUUCCUGGCUUACAAGUAAAUUAUUUAUUAUGUGGAGUCUUAAACAUAGUAUUAUUCAUAGACUAGUAUAUUAUCAUUUACAUUGUCGUCGCUGUAGCUUUGCUUUUUUUUCGCCACUCUUGUAUAUAGUGGUUUCGGUGAUAAGUAUGUUAGCACAAGUCCCAUAGUAUUUUCUCUCCACAAUAGAGCUCUGUAUUUAGAAGAUACCAGAAGUUUGACUGGC
Serpula lacrymans var. lacrymans S7.9 is the source of this 1082-nucleotide messenger RNA. RefSeq lists its product as uncharacterized. The record is from RefSeq and is a predicted model, not a curated record. The transcript is spliced from 4 exons. Lineage: Eukaryota; Fungi; Basidiomycota; Agaricomycetes; Boletales; Serpulaceae. The coding region runs from base 270 to 878 and encodes 202 amino acids.